Toxotes jaculatrix (banded archerfish) is the source of this 2849-nucleotide messenger RNA. It is a transcript of the gene htr7c, whose product is annotated as 5-hydroxytryptamine (serotonin) receptor 7c. Lineage: Eukaryota; Metazoa; Chordata; Actinopteri; Toxotidae. Gene Ontology annotation, biological process: vasoconstriction; G protein-coupled receptor signaling pathway, coupled to cyclic nucleotide second messenger; smooth muscle contraction. The record is from RefSeq and is a predicted model, not a curated record. Gene Ontology annotation, molecular function: neurotransmitter receptor activity; G protein-coupled serotonin receptor activity. Bases 253 to 1458 code for a protein of 401 amino acids. Gene Ontology annotation, cellular component: plasma membrane; dendrite. The transcript has 2 exons.
AUGAUUUUGUCCUCUAGGGAAGGAGCACGCAUCUAUAUAUAGAACACAUCUUCAGACGGAUUAUUCUUAAACAGAAACCAGUCAAGAACCCUUCUGAGUAGUUGGCAGCUCUGAUGUGGUGCAGCUGCAACAGCCUCAACCUAAAACCGCUGGAUAGGAGCCGAGAGCAGGUUACACACAUCCAAAUAUGCGCGUAAUUGGAGUGCACUGGCGAGGCAUCCCUUGCACCCCUACCGGGAUAACGUUGUCGUGAUGUUCAAUACUUCGGGAAUUGAGUUCACUUUUAAUAAGAAAGAGGAUAUUUCCGAAGUUAUCAAUGGCACUUUGCAGCUUCUCUACAACGUCCUCAUCACAGUCAGUCCCACAACCAUGUGGAACGAGUCGUGCGGGGAGCAGCUGCAGGAUUUCGGGCGCCCGGAGAAGAUUAUUAUCGGGGUGAUGCUGGCGAUCAUCACGGCGGUCACCGUGAUGGGGAACACGCUGGUGGUGAUCGCAGUGUGCGUGGUGAAGAAACUAAGGCAACCUUCAAACUACCUUCUGGUGUCCCUAGCAGUGGCGGACCUGUCAGUGGCCAUAGUUGUAAUGCCAUUUGUAAUUGUGACAGACCUCACCGGGGGCAAGUGGCUUUUUGGUGAGCUGUUCUGCAACAUCUUCAUCGGCAUGGAUGUAAUGUGCUGCACUGCCUCCAUCAUGACUCUGUGUGUGAUCAGCGUGGAUAGGUAUCUGGGGAUCACACGGCCUCUCACCUACCCAGCCCGGCAGAACGGGCAGCUGAUGGCAAAGAUGAUCCUGGGAGUGUGGCUGGUGUCAGCAUCCAUCACCCUGCCACCUUUCUGCGGCUGGGCCAAAAACAUCCACAAAGCCGGUGUGUGCCUCAUUAGCCAAGACUUUGGCUACACCAUCUACUCCACAGCCGUAGCCUUUUACAUCCCUAUGCUGGUCAUGCUGGUCAUGUACUACAAGAUCUUCAGGGCUGCUCGCAAGAGCGGUGCCAAGCACCGCUUCACUGACCUUUCGCGGCGCGAACGCCUUGAAACAGUGGCUAAUGAGGCGCUGCGCAUGCAGGGCCUCAAACCGCCCGGUGUGGCGGAGGAGUGUGCUGCCUUGUCCCGCCUGCUGAACCGUGAGCGCAGAAACAUCUCCAUCUUCAAGCGGGAGCAGAAAGCAGCCACAACACUGGGGGUGAUUGUGGGGGUGUUUGCUGUGUGCUGGCUGCCAUUCUUCAUCCUGUCCACUGCCAGGCCCUUUAUCUGUGGAGUGGAGUGUAGCUGUGUGCCCAUCUGGCUGGAGCGCACGCUGCUCUGGCUAGGCUACGCCAACUCCCUAAUGAACCCCUUCAUCUACGCCUUCUUCAACCGAGACCUGCGCUCCACUUAUCGUGACCUUCUCCGCUGUCGUUAUCGCAACAUCAACCGUCGGCUGUCUGCUGUGGGCGUGCAUGAGGCUCUCAAGGUGUAAAGCAGGGUACUUCAGCAGCAUAUCUUGAGUCUCAAAAAGUGGGGUAUGGUGGCCCCGUGCUUGUGCACUUGGAGCUUAAAGGGCGACAUGUACACAGCAGGCCUGUAGAUAAGACACAGAAUGACAGAGCGGGAGUUAGUGUUGGUGGCUCUCUGGCCCCUCUGCAAAGUCCGAGAGACAGCAUGAUCACUUCAGUGCGUGUGUGACUUACUCAUUCUAUUUUAAGGAAGAAAAUCAUAGAGCAUACUUGAUGAGCUAUUCAAGUCGACAAUGCUUUUGUGCAUAUGCCACAAUUCUGUCCUGGCUCUGGAUUUAUGGUGGAAUAAUGUGGUGACAAAGGAAAUGACACAAUCAAUCACCCCAGGGCUUUCAAAGAGAACAGAGAGCAAACAGAUUUCUGUAUGAUAACAAAAUUGGUGUUUGAUAAGUAAAAACAUGUUUUGUGCACAAUAUUUUCUGAGCAUCUUCAUCAAACAUGCAUUUAAGGACAUCCCAGAUUCAUUCAUUCGAACAGGAGGUGAACAAUCUGAGGUGUAUUGUACUUCGUGCCAGGAUUAAAUAUUAUUUAUAUCACGUUAUCUCCAGUCAUAGCUUUCCAUUUGGUCUUCUCACCAAAUUUAACAGGAGCACCGUAAAUGUUGCACAAAUGUUUAAAAUGUGGUGUUGCCAAAUGAACGGAGGUGGGUGGAAAAUGGUGUUAAAAUGCAACAUGGAGGGAACAUUUUCCAUUCAUGAGAUGUCAGUGUUUGUUGCUAUAAAAGGAAAGUGAAAGUAGUUUGUUUAGUGUCUGCAUGAGACAUAUUUGUGUUACAUGCCACUGUAUACAUAAAUCAUAAGGGAUUUUGAACAACAGUUUGGCAGAAAUAUUUUCAUGUUUCACCCAAAUACUUUAUCGCACACUUGAAUUCAAUAUGAGCUCAAUAGUGUAUGUGUCAGAAACCAUGAUACUGUGGAUUUUGUUUUUAUUUUUCACUCCUGUUAUUUUGCCUUGAUUGGUUUCAGUCCACUUUUGACUGCUGACCUUCUUGGUUGAUACAGUGAACUUAACCUGCUGAACUCUGCAGUUUCACUUCAAGAAUUUACAUGUUCCCCAGACUAUUUUUCUCCACUAGUUGUCAGCAGUGUUUCUGUUUCCCCUUUGAAGCAGGAUGUGGUCACUUGACUACACUGGCUACACUCCCAUUUGAAGUCUUUGGUGACCUGUAAGAAUCUGUGUCAAACGUCAUCAGUUGAGCAGUGUGUGCUUUUUCUACCUCGAUUUUUUGAGAAUACUGUACAUUUCUUCCAAACAGAUGUACUGCUGUCUUUCAUUAUUUUGUAAUUAACUGUUAUUUUAUAUUGUGUAAGAUCGAUCUGUCUGCAACUACUCUGUGUUUGCUCUGUUUGACUGC